AACGGAUUGUGGCUGACCGGAGAGGAGCUCACUGAAUCCUAGCAGCCCAUAAAAGGAAUCUUUCCUGGAAACAUGGCGGCAAAGGGCUCGACUUUUGUUGUGACAAUAUUAGUGUUGGGCAAUGUUAUUAUCAUGCUUGCAGGUCUGGCCCUUUACGCUGAGUCUGUCUGGGUAACAGCCGAUCCAUACAAAGUGUACCCCAUCAUGGGAGUGUCAGGCAAGGAUGACGUCUAUGCAGGUGCCUGGAUCUCCAUUUUCACUGGGUUUUGUUUCUUCUGCGUCUGUGUCUUUGGCAUCAUCAGCCUCGUGAAUGGCAACCGCCUCAUGGUGUUGUUGUAUCUGGUGCUCAUCCUGAUUGUCUACCUGUUUGAGUGCGCUUCUUGCAUCACCUCCUACACGCAUCGUGAUUUUGUAGUUUCAAAUUCCAGGUUGAUAACCAAACAGAUGUUGUCCUACUACUCUGCUGAUUCAUACCAAGGACGGGAACUCACCCGUAUGUGGAAUCGCUUCAUGAUGGAGCAACAGUGCUGUGGCACCAAUGACCCCAUGGAUUGGGUGAACUACACCUCGGUCUUUCGAAGCAGGUACCCUGAAAUAGUGGCUCCCUGGCCAUUCUUCUGCUGCAAACGGGAUCGGAACUUCAUUAUCAUCAAUGAGGAAGGAUGCCGACUGGGGCAUGUGGAUUACAUCAACACACAGGGCUGCUUUGAGCACAUUAAGCAUGCCGUACAGAGCUAUGCCUGGGGUGUCUCCUGGUUCGGAUUUGCCAUUCUUAUGCUCACGGUCCCUGUUGUUCUUCUGGCUAUAUACCAUUACACCACAAUGUGAGGAGCCCAGCUGGUGAAGCUGACUUUGCCGCAUGAUGUCCUAUUACCCUCUAGGGCAGCCGAGGCACCCUGAAUCACUCUUAUGAGGAGACCUCUUAUGGUUUCUUUUUGUACACAUGCUGUACCACAAUCAGCUUUCCUUGACUGGCCUAACCACUGGGCUGGAUUUCCUGUGGCUGCUUCUGCUUGACACCUUUAGCUUUAUCAUGUUGUCACACAUGCCUCCUAUGGAAUAUAUGUUCCCAGCUACAUGUGUAAUUUUUUUUGUAAAAAAAAAAAGU
Anolis sagrei ordinatus is the source of this 1108-nucleotide messenger RNA. RefSeq names its product uroplakin 1A (gene UPK1A). Gene Ontology annotation, cellular component: plasma membrane. The record is from RefSeq and is a predicted model, not a curated record. NCBI's taxonomy places the organism in Eukaryota, Metazoa, Chordata, Lepidosauria, Squamata, Anolidae.